Messenger RNA from Neodiprion virginianus, 849 nucleotides. RefSeq lists its product as uncharacterized. The transcript has a single exon. The record is from RefSeq and is a predicted model, not a curated record. Bases 1 to 849 code for a protein of 282 amino acids. NCBI's taxonomy places the organism in Eukaryota, Metazoa, Arthropoda, Insecta, Hymenoptera, Diprionidae.
AUGAAAUUCGGCGACUACAACUUGAGUGUAGCUAAGCUCAUUCGUGGUAAGAAAAGUUCGUUUUCCCAUUCCCGCAGGAAUCAAUGGAUCCCUGACAUCCAGAAAUCACACUUCUCUCCACCUUUCGACUUUCCAUCGAUCCAGAUGAGCGGAACAUUGGUGAGAUUGGGCAUGGUGAUAAUCUCCAUGGUUGUUGCCAGCGUUUUGGUCUAUCGAUUGAAUUAUUCGUCCCGCGAUUCAAGCGGCAGAGUUUGGAACGGGGUGGAGGCCCAGAAUGAGAGUUCACUGAACGAAGACCUCUGCGACAUCCUGGGGUUCAUACCGCUGGAUGAGGUGAACGAUAUUCUGGAAUGCUUCGUAAAAUACGACAAGCAAAUCGGCGACGUGACCGUCGGCUACAUAAACGAUCAUUGGUUGUACAUCGCCCGAGAAUUCAAACGGAUGCCGGAAUUUCAGUGGGCUGUAAGUUUCCUCGAGAAUAACGGUCUGGACGUGGAGUAUUGGCGAAACAAAAUCGUGCAAUUCUGGACGAACAUUCCCACGUACGUCAAUAACGACACGUCCCUGGCCUGCGGCGGUCUUUCAACGAUGAUGAACAAAGUCGUGAGAAUCAUCCCCCAGGCUGAGAUGCACGAAUUUCUCUGCCAGAAAUUACGAUACUCGUCUAGCUUCAGAGCGUUUUUGGAAAUGUUGCGUUCACCGAACUUCGAGGAACUCUGCGACGCGAUUGAGAGCAGCAAAGUGUUGCAACGGCACUACUUCUGGGCAAACGACGACGGCAUCGAAGUCAUCUUUGCUGUGGAAUUGCUCAAGAACUUGUACAUGUAUUUGGCGUACGAACUGGAAUGA